This is a messenger RNA of Molossus molossus (Pallas's mastiff bat), 1496 nucleotides long. It is a transcript of the gene NOXA1, whose product is annotated as NADPH oxidase activator 1. Gene Ontology annotation, biological process: superoxide anion generation. NCBI's taxonomy places the organism in Eukaryota, Metazoa, Chordata, Mammalia, Chiroptera, Molossidae. The record is from RefSeq and is a predicted model, not a curated record. The coding region runs from base 1 to 1467 and encodes 488 amino acids. The transcript has 14 exons. Gene Ontology annotation, molecular function: superoxide-generating NADPH oxidase activator activity; protein binding.
AUGCCCUCGCUCGGGGACCUGGUGCGCGACUGGCACCGGGGCGCGCAGGCCGUGGAGCGCGGGGACUGGGGCUGCGCCCUGCGCCUCUUCUCCGGCGUCCCGGAGCCGCCCGCCAAAAUGUGCUUCAACGUGGGCUGCGUGCACCUGCUGGCCGGCGACCCGCAGGCCGCGCUGCAGGCAUUUGACCAAGCAGUGACCAAGGACGCCUACCUGGCGGUGGGCUUCUUCCAGCGAGGCCUGGCCCACUUCCAGCUGGAGAGGUUCCAGGAGGCCCUGUCCGACUUCCAGCUGGCCCUGGGACAGCUGAGGGGGAACUCCGUCAUCGACUACACACAGCUGGGCCUGAGGUUCAAGCUACAGGCCUGGGAGGUCCUGUUCAGCGUGGCGGCAGCGCAGUGCAGGCUGGGGCGCUGGGCCGAGGCCACCGGGAGCCUAGAGGAAGCCAUCGCCAAGGGGCCGGAGGGGGCCCGCCGUGACCUGGACCUCGCCCUGGCUCAAGUGCAGAAACAGGUUCCCCUGCAGCCUCGGCGGGGCCCAAGGGGUGAGGUCUUCCGGCCCCACAGGCGGUACCUGGAGCACCUGGAGCCUGUGGAUUUCCUGGGCAGGGCCAAGGUGGUGGUGGCCUCUGGUGUGCCCGACGACCAAGACAAGGGCGCCUGGCCUCAGCAGCCCCAGGUCCGGGGUGCGGAUGGUGGGACCAGGCCCCGGGCUGGCCCAAGGGCCCAGGACACAGGCCCCUGCAGAGCCGGGUCUCCCCUCAACCCCAGGAUGCCCCCCGAUGCGGACAUGGAGGUCGGACCCAGCCCGGCAGGGCAGGCUGGUCACUGCCCACCUGUCACCUGUGAUGAGCAGAGACCCCACACGCAACAAGUGGGAAGACAGGUUCCUCCAGGGCUCCUGGCAGCUGGGGGGCCAGACCCUAAACCCUCUGAGGAUCCCACAGGUACUGGGGAAGUGGCUGCAGGGGACCCCGAAUCCUUGGUGACCGUCAUGGUGCAGUGUGCCUUCACCCUGGCCCUGAAGGCCCCGCGAGGAGCUGACCUGUCCAGCCUGAGGAGCCUGCUGAGCCAAGCCCUCCCUCGCCAGGCCCAGUGCGGGCAGCUCAGUUACCGAGAGCCGGGGGACGCGGGGCGCUGGGUGCUCCUCCCCGAGGAGGGGGCGCUGCAGAGGGCCUGGCGGCUGGCGGCUUCUGGCCCCACGGGUCUGCAGCUCCGGUGCCAGGCAGCGGGCGGGCGGCCCGUCCUCUACCAGGUGGUGGCCCAGCACCGUUACUCCGCCCAGGGGCCCGAGGACCUGGACCUGCAGCCGGGGGACACUGUGGACGUUCUGUGUGAAGUGGACCCGGCGUGGCUGGAGGGCCACAGCGACGGCCGCAUCGGCAUCUUCCCCAAGUGCUUUGUGGUCCCGGCCGGCCAGCGCCUGAGGAGCCCCGACAGCCGCCCACCUGCGUCGCAAGAUCAGCCCUGAGGAGCCGGUGGCAGGAGGGAGGUUUUAAU